This is a messenger RNA of Suncus etruscus (white-toothed pygmy shrew), 2692 nucleotides long. It is a transcript of the gene GPCPD1, whose product is annotated as glycerophosphocholine phosphodiesterase 1. Lineage: Eukaryota; Metazoa; Chordata; Mammalia; Eulipotyphla; Soricidae. Bases 93 to 2111 code for a protein of 672 amino acids. The record is from RefSeq and is a predicted model, not a curated record. Gene Ontology annotation, biological process: glycerophospholipid catabolic process. Gene Ontology annotation, molecular function: glycerophosphocholine phosphodiesterase activity; starch binding. The transcript is spliced from 20 exons.
GGCAAGCAGGCAGGCAGGCAGCUCGGCCCGCGGCGGGGGCCUCGCUCUCGGCGCGAACGCGGCAGCAUUCAUCAUAAAAGAAAUUCGUCACAAUGACAUCUUCUCAGGUUACCUUUGAAAUAAGAGGAACUCUAUUGCCAGGAGAAGUUUUUGCUAUAUGUGGAAGCUGUGAUCCUUUGGGAAAGUGGAAUCCUCAGAAUGCAGUGGCUCUUCUUCCUGAAAAUGAGACUGGUGAAAGCAUGCUCUGGAAAGCAAACGUUGUACUCAGUAGAGGAAUAUCUGUUGAGUAUCGUUACUUCAAAGGGUGCUUUUUAGAACCAAAGACUAUCGGUGGUCCAUGUCAAGUCAUAGUUCACAAGUGGGAGACUCAUCUACAACCACGAUCAAUAACCCCUUUAGAAAGUGAAACUAUUAUUGAUGAUGGACAAUUUGGAAUCCAUAAUGGUGUUGAGACUUUGGAUUCUGGAUGGCUGACAUGCCAGACUGAAAUAAGACUACGUUUGCAUUAUUCUGAAAAACCUCCUGUCUCAAUAACAAAGAAACAAUUAAAAAAAUCUAGAUUUAGGGUAAAGCUGACUCUAGAGGGUCCGGAGGAAGAUGAUGAUGAUAGAAUAUCUCCAACAGUUCUUCACAAAAUGUCCAAUAGCCUAGAGAUAUCCUUAAUAAGUGACACUGAAUUCAAAUGCAGGCAUUCGCAGCCUGAGUGUGGAUAUGGCUUACAGCCUGACCGCUGGACAGAGUAUAGCAUCCAGACAAUGGAACCAGAUAACUUGGAACUAAUAUUUGAUUUUUUUGAGGAAGAUCUCAGCGAACAUGUAGUUCAGGGCGAUGCCCUUCCCGGACAUGUGGGUACAGCUUGCCUCUUGUCAUCCACCCUUGCUGAGAGUGGGAAGAGUGCUGGGAUCCUUACUCUUCCUAUUAUGAGCAGAAAUUCCAGAAAAACCAUAGGCAAAGUGAGAGUUGAUUAUAUAAUCAUUAAGCCAUUACCAGGAUAUAAUUGUGACAUGAAAUCUUCAUUUUCCAAGUAUUGGAAGCCAAGGAUACCGUUGGAUGUUGGACACAGAGGUGCAGGGAAUUCGACAACAACUGCUCAGCUUGCUAAAGUACAAGAAAAUACUAUUGCUUCUUUGAGAAAUGCUGCUAGUCAUGGUGCAGCCUUUGUAGAAUUUGAUGUCCAUCUUUCAAAAGAUUUUGUGCCUGUGGUAUAUCAUGAUCUGACCUGUUGUCUGACUAUGAAAAAGAAAUUUGAUGAUGAUCCAGUUGAAUUAUUUGAAAUUCCAGUAAAAGAAUUAACAUUUGAUCAGCUCCAGUUGUUAAAGCUCACUCAUGUGACUGCAUUAAAAUCUAAAGAUUUAAAAGAAUCUGUGAUAGCAGAAGAAAAUUCCUUUUCUGAAAAUCAGCCAUUUCCUUCACUUAAGAUGGUUUUAGAGUCUUUGCCAGAAGAUGUAGGAUUUAAUAUAGAAAUAAAAUGGAUUUGUCAGCAAAGGGAUGGAAUUUGGGAUGGUAAUUUAUCAACGUAUUUUGACAUGAAUCUAUUUUUGGAUAUAAUUUUGAAAACUGUCUUAGAAAAUUCUGGGAAGAGGAGAAUAGUGUUUUCAUCAUUUGAUGCAGAUAUUUGCACAAUGGUUCGGCAAAAGCAGAACAAAUAUCCAAUAUUAUUUUUGACUCAAGGAAAAUCCGAUAUUUACCCUGAACUCAUGGACCUGAGGUCUCGAACAACCCCCAUUGCAAUGAGCUUUGCACAGUUUGAAAAUCUACUGGGGAUAAACGCACAUACCGAAGACCUGCUCAAAAACCCGUCCUAUAUUCAAGAGGCAAAAGCCAAGGGACUUGUCAUAUUCUGCUGGGGUGAUGAUACCAACGAUCCUGAAAACAGAAAGAAGUUGAAGGAAUUUGGAGUUAAUGGUCUAAUUUAUGAUAGGAUAUAUGAUUGGAUGCCUGAACAGCCAAAUAUAUUUCAAGUGGAGCAGUUGGAACGCCUGAAGCAAGAAUUGCCUGAGCUUAAGAGCUGUCUUUGUCCCACUGUUAGCCACUUUGUCCCCACAUCUUUAUGCGGGGAGCCGGACAUCCAUGUGGAUGCCAAUGGCAUCGAUAAUGUGGAGAGUGCUUAGUUCUUGUGGAGCAGAGGCCAUUUGGGGCAUGCGCCGCCGCAGUCUGGGUAUUCACUCAUCAUCACUGAACAUUGUUGAUGCCUGUUAAGUUUCUCAGUCCAAUGAAGCAAUAAUGAAGUAUUAACACUGUUUCACUACAAUUCCUGCUAGAAUUUCAACAAUGCUCUGUAAGUCACUUGGCCAGGUAUAAUUACCAGUCUCUCUUAAAUUGGUAGAUUCAAAUUUGGUUGGUAAAUAUGUUAAGCUAAAAUAUGUCAACACAUAAUGUUAGCCAUUAAGAGCUUGUUUGCAUUUUGAAAUUAACCCUAGAAAAAUCUCCUUUUGACACUUCUCCAGCUUUUCACUUGAUCAGGUCUGAAAUACUUAGCACCUCUGGAAUGCGACUAUGCAUAAUUAUACCUGACCACAGACAAAAUAAGUACCUCAAAUGCAUGCAUUUGCACUGGUGAUUCCAACUGCACAAACCCUUGUGCCAUCUGUGUACAUAUGUAUUUUUACAUGGUUUGACACGCACAUUUAUCAUUUUCAUUCAGUAUGGACCUUGAGGCUGCUGCCACUUUCCCAGUCAACCAAGCUAAGGC